Messenger RNA from Anthostomella pinea, 1800 nucleotides. The record is from the annotation of a GenBank genome assembly. Lineage: Eukaryota; Fungi; Ascomycota; Sordariomycetes; Xylariales; Xylariaceae.
AUGAGCUGCUUCAGCAGAAAGAAAGCCGUCGAAAUUCGGCCAGAGCAGAAGUGGGAUGCUAUCACUCUUCAGGAUUUCAAGUCGUCAUCCUGCUUUACCCCAUUCGCCUAUGGUUAUCUCUACUUCUCCCUUAUCCUAUCCAUAGUUGUCUAUGGUGUCGAUAUCUUCACCGCUGUCAACCUUCUCGCCUUCGACACUUGGUCGUCGAGUAUUGAACCGACCCAGUUGAUCACCUUCGACCAGGCGAAAUGGAUCUUUUCCAUAUGCAUCAUCGCUUCCUUCGUGAACCUGGUUUUCGAGCAUCUUCGUGCCAUGCGAGUCAUGAAGCGAGGCAGUGUGGCCGAAUGUUACCUCGACCCCUUGGCAGUCCGACUCGAGAGCGUUCGCGUCGGGAGCAGUGGUUCAGGCUGGAGACGAUUUCUGGUAUUCGCCGAACUGACCAAGUCGAGGAAAGGCGCUGAAUAUGUGGCCCUUUUUACCUACUUCAGCUUUCAAUCUUGGAUUAGAGUCAUCUUUUGCUCUGGCCCUCGCCAAGGCGUGAACGCCUUGACGCUGUAUGCGGUAUAUACCUCUACCCUCAUCCCAACCGAUGUUUCUAGUGUUCAGAGCACUCUUGGGAGCUUUUUCAGCAAGCUCCAGUCACUGGCCUCGGAAAACACGCAACAGGCAGUCAUUCUGUCAGGUAUGCUGUUCACCCUGGUAGUCUGGGUCUUUGCUGCGCUCUUUCUGCUCGCCGGCAUCCUCUUCUACGUGUUUUUCCUCUGGCACUACAUCCCCCGACAGGAUGGUGGGCUUCAUGGCUACUGCGAACGGAAGAUCAAUAAGAGAUUGAUGAGGAUUGUGACGGUCAAGGUGAACAAGGCUCUCGCAAAGGAAGAAAGACAGCGCGUCAAGGCUGCCAAGAAGGCUGGCGAAGAGCUGCCAGUUGGACGACAGGCAACUCUGCCCAAGUUCCUCGACGCUGACGACGACAAGCUGGCUGGCAUGCCUACGAUGAGUCGCAAUGACACCAUGGCCACACUACCUGUGUACACCUCGAGGCCUGGGACGCCUGAUAGCAUCGAAUUCAAUUCAUUCGACAAGAAACGGCCGCUGCCGUCACGACAAGGAACCAAUAAUACGACCAUGUCGACAGCUACUUAUUCCUCCCGCGCGCCCCUGAUAUCAGGCGCAGCGGGAAUGGGUUUCGAGCGGUCUGCAUCACCCGCCCCGUCGUUGCCCAAUGUCGAGUUCAGCAACUACCAGUCACAAGCCCGGCCUGGAACCGCAGGGUCGAACAGGGGCUAUGGCCAGGGCCCCCAAAUGAACCAUUACCAAACCAACGGCAGCAGCUUCGGUGGCGCCUUGGUCGCAAACCCGUCUACAUACUCACCGGAUGCGUUGCCGUCCAUGCCCGAGCCAAUUCGCUCUCCCGGCCCUGGUAUAAAUCCUUAUAGCCGGCCGAUGCCUCGUUCAAUCAACGAGAUCAACGGGCGACCAGGACCUGCAGCUCGACUUCCCUUUGGCAACGACGGGAAUUCGAGAGAUGGUCGCUCUAGCCCAGCACCGUCUACAUACUCGAAUCGUGGAGCACCCUUCAGCCCGGCCUAUCCUCAGAUGCGGAGUGCCACGAAUCCCAUCGCUUCCCCGCAGAGACAGCAUUUCCCGCCGCAACGGAACAUGACGGCUCCGAUGCCACCUCGACAGCACGACGGGUAUUCCAUGGCGCGUCCCGGAGCUGCUGCGAGCCAGAGAUCGAUGGGUCCUGGAUACGGCUAUAAUGCCGAUCUGGAAGCACAACGCGGCCCGCCAAGAUACUGA